UGUCUGACCAGGUUUACAAGGUUGCAGUCCAGCGUGCCAGAACCAGUAGAGGAAGAGGAGACGCGGGAGAAUGUGCAGAGGGCAUCAUCUUUAGCAAGAAGGAAAAAGUCCCACUUUGAGGGUGAGGAGAUCAGGCCAUUUUCAUCAUUCCUGACAGACACUUUUGGAAGGAAUCAUGAUUACUUGAGGAUAUCCUUGACAGAGAGGUGUAACCUACGAUGUCAGUACUGCAUGCCUGAAGCAGGUGUGGACUUGACACCAAAGCAAAAACUUCUGUCAACAGAAGAAGUGGUCACUCUGGCCAGGCUGUUCGUGUCCCAAGGCGUCAACAAGAUCCGACUGACCGGAGGGGAACCUUUGGUCAGGCCAGAUGUGGUGGAUAUAGUCUCGGAACUCAAUAAGCUGAGGAGCCUCGGACUGGAAACGAUCGCCAUGACAACGAACGCAUUAACGCUGAAGAGAAAAUUGCCUCAACUGCACGAAGCAGGGCUGAACCUGCUGAACAUAAGCCUUGAUACCUUAGUGCCUGCCAAGUUCCAGUUUAUUACCAGGAGGAAAGGCUGGGAGAAGGUCAUGGAAGGUCUGGAGAAGGCCCUGGAACUAGGCUACAAUCCAGUCAAGCUCAAUUGCGUGGUGAUGAGGGGGGUGAACGAAGAGGAAAUAUGCGACUUUGUCGCAAUGACAGAGAAGAAGGCUCUCGAUGUGAGGUUUAUAGAGUACAUGCCAUUUGAUGGUAACAAAUGGAACCACAAUAAGAUGGUGACCUACCAGGAGAUGUUGGACACCAUCCGUCAGAGGUGGCCUGACCUGGAGAAAAUGAGUGACGGGCCCAAUGACACCUCCAAGGCCUACAGAGUGCCAGGUUUCCGUGGCCAGAUGGGGUUUGUGACGUCCAUGUCUGAACACUUCUGUGGGUCCUGCAAUAGACUCAGGAUAACUGCUGAUGGAAACCUUAAGGUGUGCCUGUUUGGUAAUUCGGAGGUCUCCCUAAGAGAUACCUUAAGAGCCGAUACUUCAGAGGAGGAGCUUCUUAAGAUCAUAGGAGCAGCGGUGGGGAGGAAGAAGAAACAGCAUGCAGGGAUGUUCAAUAUUGCAAAGAUGAAGAAUAGGCCCAUGAUUCUCAUUGAUAGUGACCAGGAUGUCAUCAGUCAAAAAGGGAAAAAACAUACAAAGAGUAGUUUUGAAGAAGUGCAUGACUUCAUUUCAUCAUGCAGCAAUGGGCUACAGUGGGUCACAACCAUGGCAAAGGGGUCUGGUUGCUGUUUGCCAAAGACAAUUUUCAACACUUACAUCCGGGACAGAUCUAGAGGAAAGGGCUUUCUAGAAGGGGCAUUGGGAGGACAAAAAUGUCUGCAGCAAUUCUACAGCACCUCAAGUCAUAAUGGAAACAGACUGGACAGUUUGUAUGGACUAGGUGUAAAUCUCAUGCAGAAUGACAAACAUCAAUCAAGAAGUAAUAGGGAAUUCUCCUCUGGCAAAGACGGUGUUGCUACAAAUGGUGAUGGCUCUGCUGUUGGAGGGUCCCCUGGUGCUCGCCUGACACAUACGAACGAGGCAGGAACUGCAAAAAUGGUGGACGUUGGACACAAAAAUAGCACACGACGGACAGCCUCUGCAUCAGCAGCUGUGAUGUUGGGAGCUGAUGCCUUUGCGUUGGUGAAGGACAACAAGAUGAAGAAGGUUGACGUACUAACGGUCGCACAGCUCGCCGGCAUCAUGGCCGCUAAAAACACCAGUAAUCUCAUCCCCUUGUGCCACAACAUCCCCAUCAGUAAAGUCGACGUCCGGCUCCGCCUGGAUCCUUCCCAACAUGCAGUUCACAUCGUGUCAGAGGUCAUCACCACGGGAAAGACCGGGGUGGAGAUGGAAGCGCUGACAGCGGCGGCCGUGGCAGCACUGACGGUGUACGACAUGUGCAAAGCAGUCACACAUAGCAUCACCAUAGAGAACAUCCACCUAGUUAGCAAAACUGGAGGUCAGAGGGGUGACUUUUUCAAGUCAUGAUCCAAUUAAUUUCUAAUCAUUAUGGUGGGCAUUACCAAAUAUUAAUACUUUGUGGUCCUUUCUAUAUUUUUCACUACAUUUUUCCCAUUGAUCAUGUCAUUUACAUAUAUAAUUUAAAGCUGUUUGCCAAUUCAGGCCAAGCUGACCCUGUGAAAGCACAACAUAUCACUCAGUGGAGUUACAAAUCAUACAUGUAGUUGCAAAUCUUGUCAAAUCUCUUUGUACUGAGAUGUGUUUUUCUAAAGAAUGAAGACUUGUAUGUACGCAUAUGAUGUAAUGCUGCUUAAAUUUAUAAUUUGUUGGCAGGUAUCGGAUAUCUAAUGUUAUAUAAGCAUGAUUAUUAUUAAGACAAACAUAUAUAUGUAUUAUGAUCAUUGACAUCAAAUUCCAAACGUUUUUUUUACAUGGUGGUACAUUGUGAUGAAUUAUUUUGCUGUAUUCAUAUCAAGCACUGUAUGUACAAUGUAAAUGAUGACGAUGAUGUACAAAAUGAUGACGAUGAUGUACAGUCAUGUACAUGUGACAUACAUUAAUUGAAUGUCAUGGUCCUCUAACAAUUUGUGCCAUUAGCUCCAUUGAUUAUACAGAGCUUCAUUGGCAUUGUCUAAUUCCACUACUUUGGGACAUUAUAUUAAGCUUAUUAUUUUACCAAAGUAGAUGCCACGAGCUAUUUAUGCAGUCACAGUACAUGUACAUGUAUCUGAUGGUGUCGUUCUGGAGUCAUUUGGGAUUAGAAAAUGUUUACUUAGUAAGGUGUACUUGAUUUUUAUUUAGAUUGACUUGUUGAGCGGGUAAGA
This is a messenger RNA of Branchiostoma floridae (Florida lancelet), 2801 nucleotides long. RefSeq names its product molybdenum cofactor biosynthesis protein 1-like. Gene Ontology annotation, biological process: Mo-molybdopterin cofactor biosynthetic process. Gene Ontology annotation, molecular function: cyclic pyranopterin monophosphate synthase activity; GTP 3',8'-cyclase activity; metal ion binding. The record is from RefSeq and is a predicted model, not a curated record. Lineage: Eukaryota; Metazoa; Chordata; Leptocardii; Amphioxiformes; Branchiostomatidae.